Molecule: messenger RNA, 1167 nt
Organism: Symbiodinium sp. CCMP2456
Lineage: Eukaryota; Dinophyceae; Suessiales; Symbiodiniaceae
Source: the annotation of a GenBank genome assembly
GCCAAAGAGGCUCAAGACCGCAAGGACGCGGCGCUGCGACAGGCCGUUACCGGUGCCAAGCCCAUCGCAAAUGAUGCGGGCCUCGCCGUCCAGCGGAUGAGGGCGCUGGCGGAAAAGCGGAGGUUUCACAAGCUGAAAGCUGCGCAGGAGCGCGCACUUGCUUUGGCCCGUGACUGGGACGAACACAUCAGGGAGGCGGAGCAGGGGAGUCAGGAGCUCGAUGCAGUGUCCAGGCAACUGCAGGUGAAGCAGCUGCUCCAUCAGAAUGCUGAUCCGAAUGCUCCGGACCGGUUCGGCUACACGGCCCUCAUCUACGCCGCAUAUGAAGGACACCAGGGGGUCAUCGAACCCUUGCUGAGUGCCGGAGCGCAGCUGGAGGCCCGUAAUGAGUUUGGUCACACAGCCCUCAUCCAUUCUGCAACGAGAGGCCACCUGAAUGUGGUCGAGGCAUUGCUCAAAGCUGGAGCCCAGAUGGAGGCCCGCAGCGAGUUCGGCAGCACAGCCCUCAUGGAGGCUGCAAACCACGGCCACCUGCAGGUGGUCGAGGCCUUGCUGAAGGCUGGAGCCCAGCUGGAGGCCCGAAAUGGGCAUGGCAACACAGCCCUUAUCCAGGCUGCGCGCUACGGCCACCUGCAGGUGGUCGAGGCCUUGCUGAAGGCUGGAGCCCAGCUGGAGGCCCGAAAUGGGCAUGGCGACACAGCCCUUAUCCAGGCUGCGCGCUACGGCCACCUGCAGGUGGUCGAGGCGUUGCUCAAAGCUGGAGCCCAGCACGACUUCGCUAACACGCAGGGCAGCACAGCGCUUAUUACAGCUGCUUGGAAUGGUCACCUGAAUGUGGCCCAGGCGCUGCUGAAGGCCGGAGCCGAGCUGGACGCCGCCGAUCCGCUUGGUCAGACAGCCCUCAUGUCUGCCUCACGGAAAGGCAACCUGAGCAUGGUCGAGGCGUUGCUGAAGGCGUCAGCCCAGCUGGAGGCCCGUGGUGUGGAUGGCUUCACGGCCCUCAAAUGGGCAGAAGUUACCGGCCACUUGAACGUAGUUGAGGCAUUGCAGAGGGCUGGAGCCCAAUCGGAGGCCAGCGAUGAGGAUAAGACGACAGCCCAAAACCAGGCACAACAACAAGGGCCACCCGCAGAUGGAUCAGAUGGACAGCAUCCAGGGCCGUUGUAG